Doryrhamphus excisus (bluestripe pipefish) is the source of this 7149-nucleotide messenger RNA. RefSeq names its product leucine rich repeat and Ig domain containing 3a (gene lingo3a). The record is from RefSeq and is a predicted model, not a curated record. Gene Ontology annotation, molecular function: protein binding. Gene Ontology annotation, cellular component: plasma membrane. Lineage: Eukaryota; Metazoa; Chordata; Actinopteri; Syngnathiformes; Syngnathidae.
GAGGGGAAGAGAGCGAAAGAGAGAAAGCGGAUGAUCCCUCAUUGAACAGCAGCACAGACCUGUUUCAAACACCCACCCACCCACACACACACACACACACACACACAUGCACCCCAGCGACGAAAGCAGCAUCAGUCCGAGCCCCUCGCCGCUUCUCCGAGGCACAAAGCGAACGGAGCAGUUCGCCAGAAGACGAGGACGAGCCGCCACAGUCUUCACGGCACCAGGAGGAGCGGACGUGGUGGAGAGGAUGAGGAGAGCUUCUUUUGGAAGGUGUUAGAUCAUUCAAUAGCAGUGCCGGGAAGAAGCGGAGAAGAGAGGGAGUGUAGGCGGUGAAGCCGGUGCUGCUGCUGCUGCUGGAAGGAAGGAAGGAAGGAAGAAGAGGCUGAGAAAUCACCCCCCAUCGACUUGCGGAUGUGGAAGAAGCACCAGUCAAGUUCUCGUCCUGAGUUUUUGGUCCAGUGAUUGUAGCCCAGAGAGGAGAAGGAGGUAGCAGAACUAGGAAGGCCAUGGAUGUUUCCCUCAGCCAGAAUGUGGCUUGGCUCCUGCUUUUCUUCUUUCUGAUGGUCUACACGCCGUCCACCCAGGGCCAAGGAUGUCCUCAGCGUUGCGACUGCAUCAGCAAGCUCAAGAUGGUCUCCUGCCAUGGUAAGCGCCUUUCUACAUUGCCUGAAGGCAUCCCGCUGGACACCAGGAUCCUGGACCUGAGUGGGAAUAAACUGCGCUGGGUGGAGUAUGGUGACCUGCUUCCUUUUCCCCACCUGGAGAGACUUGACCUCAGCGAGAACAUGAUCAGCGUCCUGGAACCAAAUGCUUUUUCUAGUCUCCAGAGUCUGCAGUCACUUUCCCUGAGGGCUAACCAGUUGAAAUUGGUCCCAAUGGGGGCUUUCUCAAACCUGGCCAACCUCACCUCUUUGGACUUGAGUGGGAAUAAGAUUGUGAUUCUUUUAGACUUUACUUUUCAAGACCUGAAAAGUCUGAGGGACCUGGAAGUUGGAGACAAUGAUCUGGUGUAUAUCUCUAACAAGGCCUUUUUGGGUCUGGUGGGACUGAGGGAGUUGACCAUCGAAAGGUGCAACCUGACGUCUGUGUCAAGCCAAUCUUUGUCUUACCUUCAUAACGUGGUCACACUGCGACUGCGCUACCUCAGCAUCUCUACCUUAGAGGAUCAGAACUUCCGUAAGCUGGGAAACCUAAGGAGCUUGGAGAUUGAUCACUGGCCCUUUUUGGAGUACAUCUCCCCCCACAGCCUGCAAGGUCUUAACUUGUCGUGGCUGUCCAUCACGCACACCAACCUCACAUCUGUGCCCACUUCGGCCCUACGCAGCCUCUCCCACCUAACCAGCCUCAACCUCUCAUUCAAUCCUAUUUCCGUCCUGGAGUCCUGGGGGCUGCGGGACCUUCUCAGGCUGAAGGAGCUUCAUCUGGUCAACACCAGGCUGGUAAUGGUUCAGCCGUACGCCCUGGGUGGUCUCAGACAAAUCCGCCUCCUUAACCUUUCAGCUAACAAUCUAGUGACCCUGGAGGAGGGGGCUUUUCACUCCGUCAACACUCUGGAGACGCUCCGUUUGGACGGGAACCCCUUGGCAUGUGACUGCCGCUUGCUUUGGAUCCUUCAACGCAGGAAAACGCUUAAUUUUGAUGGUGCUUCCCCCGUGUGCAUGACGCCCGUGGAGGUGCAGGGCCAGGCUCUUAGCGCCUUCACGGACUCUGCCCUUUUUGACCAUUUCACCUGCCAGAAGCCCAAAAUCCGCAACAGGAAACUUCAGCAGAUAUCAGCUCGCGAGGGGCAAGUGGUGUCAUUCGUCUGCAGGGCGGAGGGUGAGCCCACGCCAGUAAUAUUUUGGAUAUCUCCUCAGCGCCGUCGCAUCACCACCAAGAGCAAUGGCCGCUUGACGGUAUUAAAGGAAGGCACCUUAGAAAUAAGGUACGCCCAGGUUAUGGACAGCGGAACCUACAUCUGCAUCGCUAGUAACGCUGGUGGGAAUGACACUUACUUUGCCACGCUCACUGUCAGUGGUCUUCCACUCGACGCAGCGCUCAUGGGCAAUCGCACCUACUACGCCGGGGACCUCAACGACACCAACUUAAAUGACACCAGAGUCUUCCUGAAGUUCACCCUGGACCUCAAGACCAUCCUUAUCUCCACAGCAAUGGGCUGUAUCAUGUUCCUGGGGGUGGUCCUCUUCUGUUUUAUCCUGCUUUUUGUGUGGAGUCGUGGGAGAGGACAACACAAAAACAAUUUCUCCGUGGAAUACUCUUUCAGAAAGGUGGAUGGGCCCGCCGCCAGCGGAGGGCAGGGCGGGGCACGCAAAUUCAACAUGAAAAUGAUUUGAUCCUACAGGAGGAGGUGUACUUUUUUAUUGCUGCUUUGCUAAUACCUGAGAAGAUACCCGGACUCAGCUCCUGAAGCUCGGACGCCUUGCUUGAAAGCAUUUAAAACUUAAAGCACAAACUGGUGACCAGUCCGGGGUGUACCCCGUGUUUUGAGGAACACUUCAGCCAGGAUAGGCUCCAGCUGACUUAUGACCUUGCACAGGAUACGUAUUAUAGAAAAUGAACAGAUGAACAUGUCCUUCACUUAAGGCUCUUUUGAAAUGUCAAAGACGUUCAUCAUUUGCUCUUUGUGCUUACAACACAAUGCCGGGACAUUUUGGUUGGGGGAAAAAUGACUUGCCUAAAAGGAAAGUCAGGAAAGGAAAGAGAAACCGAAAGUUUGAAUUCAAAUGUAUUUUUAAGAAAUUUUAGUAAAAUUGUGUGUGAACGGUAACACAAUAAGGGGCAAAACUAUCUUGGCAAAAAUGCAUGCUCGGAUAAUCGAACCAACUUUUCCAUAGGUGUCAGGGGUUGUCACUUUAUGGGAAUUUUCUACGUCUUUAACAGUGAAAAAGUUACAUUACCAGACUUAAGGUAGUUGUAGUUUUGCAGGGACAAAGUUGUUACAAGAAAAAAGUAAAAACGGUUGUUAUCAUACCAUACAAGUAGUAAUGCUAUACGAUUUGUUAUAUACCCAAGUCGUAGUGGAAACUUUGUUCAUUUUUUUUAAUUGAAUGAAUGUUGCUAAAAAUAAUCACUCAUGACCAAUCGCUUAUCCGCUUUGAAGGUUUAGCAUUUAUUUGGAAAAAUCUCUACAUCUCAAUGCAUAACUCUUUUGGUCCACAUUACAGGGGUUUUAUUAAGAAAACGAUAAAAAUACUCACAGUUCAAGCGCAGUAACAGUGCUUAGGUUUGUGUACGACUGCCUACUAAAUACUAAUCUAUAACAAAUAAGGACACAUACAGUAAAUAAAUAAAAUUACUACUUAUUUCCAGAUUAGGGCUCUCAGUAAAUGCCACGGACUUGCCAAAAAUAUCUAUAUUUGUAUUCCAAGUUAUUUACUAGGAGGAACUAUUUUGUUGCUAUGGUACCUCAUCAGUGCUAGGUAUUUCCCACUUAACCUUUACAAUUAACGGCGCACAUGCAUAUGUUAAAAUGAAUACACUUGAUCCUCAAACUCUUUGCGUUGAAGAUAGAUGACUUGUAGUGUACAUACGGCUCAGAGAUGAUGUGUAUCAAAGGGAAUAUACUGUAUAAAAUGUACUAUACAUUUAGCAGUUAUGGCAUCCUUGUGCUUGUUUUCUAGAACUGUUGUGCAGUCACUUUUUACCAUCCGGCUUUUGCAGCGUUUUUCUCAUCUAGACAGAUAUUGCACUGAGACAUGAAUGCUCCCUAUGCUCACAGAGGGCAUUUAUUUCAGGUUUGGGUUGACGCACAUCAUUUUUUUGGGCAGCAGUAGAUAACGUUUUGUGUCAGGGGCCAAAUGUGCUAAUAACAUUGUGUACUAGAACGAAACACUGGAAUGAAAAAGUACCUCGGUUCAUAUUAGAAGGAUGAUGGUUGCAAAGGCAGAUCACUUUUGGUUUAAGAAAUAAAAACCCAUUUCCAUUGGAAUGAAUUAGGGAUGCUGCGAUCAGGGUAUUGCUGCCAAUUUCGAUACCGAUUUAUCCAUGAGUGAGAUCAAUCGAUACUGAUCACAUUCAUUAACUGUACAUUUUUCAAUGUAUUUAUAAAUGGAAUUGGCCAUUGGCCAAUUCCAAGGGCCCCUGGAUAACAAAAUAAAUGUUUGUUCGGAUUGUCUCUCUUUGCCUUUAUUUGUAUGAAUUAAUAUUUGUUCCCUUUGACACAAACCGGAAUUUAAUUUCACACAUGUUCUGGAGAAAUAUGUAUGUAAUAAUACAUGCAAAAUAAAUUGUUCAAUAAUUAUUUCUUAGCUCAAGAUAACAAAAAUUAACACAAUAAAGUAAUACAAAUGCCAAAUAGAAAUCUGUCCUGCAGGAGUUAAACAGAAUAAAUAAGGUUUGUUAAGGAGUGAUCAAACACGCUGGCAUUGAUUGGCAUAGACGCAUCAUUUUGUUGGCAACCUAGUGGACAUGACACAGCAGACAUCGGUUUUGUGAUCGGCUUUGAAGGUUGUAUCAGUGUAUCGGUAUAUGGCAAUCCCAUGUUUUUUUUACAGUAAUCCGUCAGUUUUCAUCGGUCCAUUGAUCGGGGCAUGCCGAGAAUGCAUGGCCAUGGACUGGCAAACAUUGUUAUGGUCAUAAGCACGCAUGCAUUCAUACUAAUACAGUAUCAUAUCUAAAGUUGCCCCAAAAGUGGUCCAAUUUAGAGUUCAACCUUAUUUUGGAAGGAAAAAUAUGCCUCAAAAUGUCCAACUCUCUGACCUUUCUUUUCUCUGAUAACCAUAGAAUAGGUAAUGUAACUAUAAAGUGUCUGCCUGCUCAGUACAAUAUCAGCAUUCUAAUUAAAUAAAGAUCACAGCAUUUAUUUCAUCUAAAAAUUUAUUUUACCAAGCAGGUGCUAACGUAAAUAUCAUGGUAGCGGAAGCCAUUUUUACCAUUUACCUCAUUGUGAAAGUUUUUGCAUUACAUUACAUUGUUAAAGUAGGAAUAUUAUGAGACACAAACAAAACAAAAUGAAGGUGGAAUUUUGAGGGUUGCUGAAAUAGUUGUAAUGGGAGUAAAAUCAUAAUAUUAUGGAGAAUAAAAUCGUAAUAUUUCCAAAUAAAAUUUCCAAAGAUGAUUUAAGAAGAGAGACUAAAUAUUUAGGAAAAUAUUUUUGAAAAAAAAACAAGCAAAAAUGGAAAACACCUAGAAUAUAUAUAUUCAUAUAUAUAUAUAUAUAUAUAUAUAUAUUACUAUUUAUGUUGUAAAUUUAAUAUUUUAAUAAUAAUGUAAGAUUUGUAAUACGCUUUUUCACCUACACCACAAAGAAGAGAGGCAGUUUUUUUUGGUUUACAAAAUCUCAAAGUGGCCCUUGCAUUCUGUCAUUUUUCAGUUUUUUCAGUUUCAAAAUGUGGACACCCCAGUUCAUAGUGCAUUUUGGGUUCCCUAACGUUUUGUCAGAAGAGAAUUGGAACUCAUGACAAACUAAUAAUUAAAAACUAUUUUGAGAAUUUCUUUGUGCAUUCCAAAUAAUUCCAUCAUAUUCUUGUGAAAAGUCUCCAACAUAGAAAGUUCCUGGAAGGUUGCAUCCCUCAAAAAUAAAUGAACGAAAUUGAUAUAAAUAACUCUUAAGUGUUGAAAGAUAAACUGCAAUACUGUAUGUAAUGUAAAAGGUUUGAUUGAUUAAAAAAAAACAACAUUAAUUUAGUUGACAUUUCAUUUCAUUUCCCUGCUGGCUCGCUAUUUUAAAAGAAAUCCUACCACAAUACAUUAAAUAUUAUAUUUGGACUGACUGAAUCGUAAUAGGGACAUUUUUUAACCCAAAAUGCUGCUCUGCUGACCUCUGUUGGUUGUACGUGGUAGUGCAGAAAGACUGAAACCGUUCUACAUUUGAAAAAAAAAUGAAUGACGGCAUAUUUUUGUCAUGUGAAAACCAUGAAAUGUAAAUAUUGAGACUGUUGCUCAGUGUUUUGUUUUGUGUUUUAUACAUAGAAAAUGUAAAAAAGGAACAGUGUUUAUAAAGCAUGCAAUAUAUCUUGUCCAUUGGGCCAUUUUUUUGCUAACUAAACAAACUAUUGUUUUUAAUCCUUUACAACUGCCAACACUGUGAUAGUUUGAUUUAGAUUUUGUCUUGGUUCACUUUUAAUCAAUCCAUCUGCAAAAAACACAAAAAUAGGCUUUUUGUGGCAUUUGUCAAUUUGCUCCAUGCAUCAGCUCUCAAAAAAAGAAAUAAAUGACUUUUGUAAGCAGACACGGCAACAUGCUGAAAAAUACCCCAAAAUCACAAAAUAAUGCCUGAAUUACUUAUUGUAUUAGUCAGUAACUGUGAUUGGCUGGCAACCAGUCCAGGGUGUACCCCGCCUCUCACCCGAAGACAGAAUGUAGUCUGUAAAUGAUGAUGCUCAUACUCCUGUCAAUCAAACCACCAACCAAGCCUGUCAUAGUUUUAGACAUGGCAAUGUUUGGCAUUAAAUCUGAACCAAACUAUGAUUUACUGCAUGUCAUGUGAUUGUCACUUACUGUUGUGUAGUAGUUGAUGACACCAGCGGCCCCUUUCCUCUGGAAUGUCUCAUUAUUCUUUGUCUUUUUUCAAGAUGAGUCACCAUCAUAAUGACACUUUUUUAAUUUCAUGAACGGAGUCUGUCUGUUUAUCUUCUCUGUGUACAUAAUACAAAACAGUCCAUCCUUUUCUACAACAGUUAUGUAUGUAUCUUUUUUUUGUCUUUUUUUUAUCUGCUAAUUUGUAAUUGUAUUGAGUUGUGGACUCCGAUAGAGCAGCUACAAACAAUAACCCGUACAGAAAGCAUUGUAGACCUUCUAGGAUCUGCACCUAUUCAGCUGUAACUAUGAUGAAUGGGGAAAUCUGUAUAAUCUUCCACAGCUGCAAACUCUUACACAUCUCAGGGAUUGCAAUGUUUUUAUGUUGAUAUAAAAUACUGCAGCUUUUGCCCAGACAUUGAGAGAAUGACAAAGAGGUACUCAAUCAACAAUGAUUUUAUUGGAACGAACAAUCAGAGCAAGACAACCAUGGUCGAAAGUAGAAAUUUUAAGCAGGAAUGAAUGGACACGAAAAAAGUGCACCAAAAGAAAUGUUAUAAAAAGAUUUGUGUCCUGAGUGGUUAGCAUAUUGGCCACACAUUAUGGAGAUCGAGAAGACCUGGGGUCGAAUCUGAGAUUGAGUGAAAACAAAUUUUUCAAAAAACUAAGUUUUCCUCUUAUUUCGUGUGG